AUAGUAAAAUAACAACAGAUGGUGCUGCUCUCCGACCAAACGAUUGUAUGAAAUUCAUCAAUCCGAAGUAGUAUUAUUUAAAACAUCAAAAAAUGGAAGAAAGUAGAGAACAAAUUUUGGCAGAUUUUCAAUCUUGUACAGGAUUAGACGAUUUAGCUGAAUGCAUCAUGCACUUAGAAGCAGCCAAUUGGAACUUACUAGAAGCACUUAAUAGUGUCAUGCCUCAGGAAACUCAAACUCUUCCAUCUGAACAUAGAAAUAUUCCAAUUGAAGUUAUAGAUGAUUCCAGUUAUACAGAAACAAAUUCUACAACAUCUAGACCCAAUAUUCUUCCAGAGUCAGCUCAUUCAGAUCACAAUAUACCAUUAGUUUGUGUUGAAGAUGGACCACCUGAAAUAAGGAUUUUAAAUAUAUCUGUAAAAUAUAAAGAUAAGAUUAUUUGUCUAGAAAUUCCUGAUACUGAAAGCAUAGCCUCAAUAAAAACAGCAUUAUUUUCUGAAUUUGGAAUACUUCCAUGCAGACAACAACUUUGUGGAUGGAAACAAAAUCACUUUACUGAUGAUACAAUUUUGUCAACAUUAAGAUUGCCUUCCCAAACAACUCUAAUUCUUUCAACUGCAGAAACACCAAGUGUGUCAAAUACACAACUUUCCUUUUCUGACAAGUUAAAUAUGAUGUUUAAGUUGCACAUAACAGAUGAAAGUAAUAACAAAGAUUACACACUGAGUUUUCCAGGAUCCAAGACAAUUCAAGAGAUUAAGCAAGACAUCUAUGCCGUUACAAACAUUCCGGUAAGAUUUCAGCAAUGGAUAGGUUGGCCUGAAUCUGCUGCAGAUGAAAGUAUGACACUGGCUGCAAUAGAUAUUAAUUUUCCAGUCCAUAAUCUACUGUUGAAAAGAAAAGAAAGCUUAGCUUCUAAAAAGAUAGUUGAUAUCAUGUCAAGUGGCAGUAGUGGAGAUGAAUUUGAAGAUGCUAAUGAAUGUGUUGAUGUUGAUGAUGAUAUAUUUCAAACAUCAUCAUCAAGAAAACAAACAUCUUUAAUACCUGAGAAUAUAGAAGAUGAAAAUAGUGCAUUGGUACAUUUGAAUAUGGAAUUUAUAAAUAGAUAUGGAGACUGCCAUCCAAUAUUUUUUCAGGGAACACUAUCAGAUGCUCUUCAACAUUCUUGCCAAAGACCAGCUAAUGAGAGAAAGCCUCUGAUAAUAUAUCUUCACCAUGAUUCCAGUGUUCUAACAAAUGUAUUUUGUACUCAACUACUCUGCUCAGAAACUAUUGUGACAUAUCUCACGCAAAAUUUUGUAACAUGGGGUUGGGAUUUAACUCAUGAAGUUAAUAAAACUAGGUUUUUAACUGCUGUCACACAGCAAUUAGGUGUUGUAGCAGCAAAUGCCAUUCAGAAUAUUGCAGUUGAUCAUUUACCAGCUCUCAUAGUAAUUACAAGAAUAAGAUCUGCCACAGAAGUUCUCACAGUUAUCCCUGGUAAUGUUAGUUUGGAUGAAUUAAUGACUCGUUUGAUACAUGCAGUAGAAGUAUUUAAUAAUGAAUUGUCUUCAGAAAUAUUACAAGAGCAAGCUAGACUAGCAAGAGAAGAAGUUAAAAGAGAACAAGAUGCAGCAUAUGAAGCAUCAUUAAAAGCAGAUCAAGCAAAAGAAGAAGCUAGGAGAUUAGAGUUGGAGGAAAAGAAUAAGAGGGAACAAGAAGAGCAAAUGGAAUUACAAAAAUUAGAAGAAAUGAAAAAACAAGAAGAAGCAAUCAAAGAAGCAAUUUGCCAAUCUUUAGCUGAACAGUUACCUAUGGAACCACCAGAAGAUAGUCCGGAAUCUAUUAGUCAUAUUCGAAUUCGACUUCCAUGUGGAGAAUAUAUUGACAGACGAUUUUUAGUGUCUUCUCCAUUGCGGUUUUUAUUAAUGUUUGUAGCUUCAAAAGGUUAUCCUAUGGAAGAGUAUAAAGUUUUAGCUAAUUGGCCAAGACGAGAUCUAACAACAUUACCACAAGAACAUACACUGGGUGAAUUAAAACUUUAUCCUAAAGAAACUCUUACAUUAGAAGAAAGAUGAAUAUCUAAAAUAAUUAAUUAUUGCAAUUGUUUAUUAUUCCUAUUCUCUGCUAUUAAGCAGCUGGUUCUGUGGUACAAAAAAAGGAAAACUACAUGUACACUUCUCAGAGCCUCCAAGGAAAUAUUUCAUGUAAGUUUGUGUGGUGAUGUGCAUAGCUUAAUGUUAAGUCUGGUGUCACUGUAUAAACAUAGUAGAAAAGCAAGAGAAAAUUAAUACCUGAUCAGAAUUUAAAACAAGUCAAUUUUAUAAUAGUCUGUUUGAAAAUGCACAUUUGUAUUUUUUUAAUUAAAAAAAAAA
Molecule: messenger RNA, 2354 nt
Organism: Centruroides sculpturatus (bark scorpion)
Lineage: Eukaryota; Metazoa; Arthropoda; Arachnida; Scorpiones; Buthidae
Gene: casp
Product: FAS-associated factor 1-like
Exons: 18
Coding region: 93-2057 (654 amino acids)
Cellular component (GO): endoplasmic reticulum; nucleus
Molecular function (GO): ubiquitin binding
Source: RefSeq, a predicted model, not a curated record